UCUUCAGUGAAAGAUUUUCUACAGGAAUGUCUGCAAAAGGAACCAAAUUUGAGGCCAUCCGCGUCUGAGCUGCUUCAGCAUCCUUUUUUAACUGGGAAACAAGGGAAAUCUCAGUCUGGUGGUCAUACUGCUUCUAUGGAAAUGAGUUCCUUUCAGGGGUGUCAUGAAGUUAUUAACCCCAUCAUGGAACUGGAAGGAGUGGUAUCCAUAGAGUCUGAAACAUGUGAUGAAGAUAUUGGUAGCACUUGGAGCGACCAUAGUUCCGACUCCAAUAAUCCAGCCGCUCACGCCAAUAAACAUAUCUUUUCAAUAUUCUUUAGAAAGUUUAAGAGACCAACAAUAACUCCUAGUCAUGGAUCUACAAAGGGCAAGUUCAGCUAUGCAUCUAUCAAGUUGGCCACAUGCAACUUCUCUGAGGAAAACAAGCUCGGACAAGGGGGAUUUGGAUGUGUGUAUAAGGGAAUCGUGGAGACUGGACAACAGGUAGCUGUGAAAAGGCUUUCACUAUAUUCAGGGCAAGGAUUUUCGGAGUUUAAUAAUGAACUGAGAACUAUAGGUGAACUCCAACAUAGAAACGUUAUUCAGAUUGUAGGAUAUUGCAUUCAUGGUGAUGAGAGAAUAUUAAUAUACGAGUUCAUGCCAAAAGUGAGUUUGGACUACUAUUUACGAGAUUCAUCCAAAAGCUUGCUACUAGAUUGGAGGAAGCGAUUCAAUAUAAUUAAAGGACUUACUCAAGGAUUGGUUUACUUGCACGUAUACUCCAGAAUUAGAGGAAUUCACAGAGAUAUAAAACCCAGUAAUAUUCUACUUGAUUAAAGUUUUAAUCCCAAAAUUUCUGAUUUUGACACGUGAUAGAAAGAAAGCAAAAACUAGACGCAUUGCUGGGACAUGUGGUUACAUGGCUCCUGAGUACGCAUCCUUGGGAAUUUUUGGAGUAAAAUCUGAUGUCUUUAGUUUUGGAGUGGCAAUGCUUCAAAUUCUAAGUGGUAGAAGUAGAAGAUAUUCUGACGUCUCCAAAACUCUUGCCUGGGAUCUACCAGUCUAUGCAUGGGAGUUGUGGAAAAAAGGUGCAGGGCUAGAACUAAUGGAUCCAAUGCUAGGCAAUUCUUGUAUUAACAAAGAUCAAUUCUUAAGAUGCUUGCAUGUUGGUCUACUAUGUGUGGGGGCAAAUGCAGAUGAUCGGCCAACCAUGUCAGAUGUGAUAUCUAUGUUGACAAUUAAAAGUGUGCAAUUACCUCUGCCAAAAAGGCCAGGAUAUGGUAUAGGAAAUGAAUCAGAAAUUUCAUCAACAGAUGACAUGUAAAAGUUCUGAUUUUGAUGGGGAAGGUGUGAUGGGAGUGAGAUCAGUGAGCGAAGAAGAUGUGGCGACACUGUCUCUGGAAUGAUGGAGAUCCUGGAAAGGUGGACAGUAUGAUGAAAGGCUAAGGUGAUAGUGAUGGAAGGUUCAAAGGGGGAAAUCAUAGCCAAAACUUCAAGUAUUUGUACCUUGGACCUGGAGCUGAUGACCGAUGAGUACAUUGGAAAGAAGAAGCAAAAGAACAAGCACCCUCUGAGUCUCAAAAGGCGAGCUAUGGACCUGAGCCACUUGAAGAACCUGAAUGGUAGUUACCAACUGCUACAGGUACAAGCUGAGUUUUGAUCGUCUGUGCUCACUUCCCAAUCAGUGCCUUGCAGAAUAGGAUUGAUCAUUCUUAGUUGUUGUUGAGACCGAAAUUUUCACAAACCCAAAGUAAAAAAGUGGUUCGAUGCAAAAAUGAGAAUCCAGUAGCUUUCAAGUUGGUUAGCUUGAUUAUCUCCAAAGCAUGAUAAUGUAUAGGUUUGUUGUGACCAAAGAAAGAAGAGUUCUAAUUGUCUUCAAAUGCAUGACAGAAACUCUAUCUUCAAAACAAGUAAAUAAAAAAGAAGAAGAAAGCAACAGAACAAAUCAUGCAUGCAUCACGUGGAUUGGUACUCAAUGCAUCAGAAUUCAAAUUUAGAAUCUUGGAUAAUCUUCCCAUCUUGCAAAUUCAAGACCGAGUCAAUGUUGAUAUCUAUACAAAGUUUGAAUGACCAAAAGAUAUCAGAAACUUUCAACGUGGAAGAUAGAAGGUGGUUGCUGCUAUACUCGUUUCAAUUUAAAUUGACAAAGGUUAUCAUAACCUCAAUUUGAAUUGAAUUGAUGGCUAUCUUAAUCAAGUUUAUCCAGUUGCCUAUAAAAAGGCACGUCUUCGGCAGCAAACGGGGAGAAAGACUGGAGAGCAGCAAAACAAAAAGAGAGGGCAGAGAGGCAACGAAAGAAGAAAAAAAAAAAAAGGAGAGCGGAAAAGGGAGAGUGCGCACGAGACUGGAGUUCUACUGCAUUCCCUCCUUAAAGCUUUCCAAGAGAAGCCACGGACAGAGAACCACAUUUCAGUAGAAAAAGCUCCAUAAGUCACAGGUAUACAAUGAUUAUCUCCUGAAAUUACUGAAUUUCUGCUUUCAUGGUGCAGACAUUGUCAAGUGCUAAGAUCCAUGAAGCAUGGCCAAAAAUCUCUCUGGAGUGUCUAUGUUGCUUACAUCCUCAUAGUCUCCUGCUGGUGACCAAGGUGAUUACCACAUCAGCAAUCAUGGAGAAGUCGAGUUGCUGCCCACACCUCCCUGGCACAAAUCAAAACCACAAUGCCAUUCUUGCCUCACUUUGCUUCUCGAUGCCUAUAUGGCGGUGCGUCCUGCGUAUAGGUGGCGAAAGCAAAGUGAUCUUGAUGGUACUGCUCUCCUGGUGAAGGACCACUACGUCAACAAAUGAUGGUGCUCUCCUAGUGAACGACUGAUGGUGGUGAUUUUCUAAGCCUUGUUGAGUACCAACAAGGACUUUGCAGCAGCAAACAGUGUCAACAGAGCUUUUAACAAAGAAAAGCUCCAUCAAACCUCUUGCCUGCACUCGCACCCGCACCACAUACAGAGGCUCUGUCAAAGGAACACAAGCUGAUGAUGGGGAAAAGAAGACACAAUUGUUUCUGGUGCAAAUUGCUACUGCUGUUGACGAAGCCACAAGAGGGAGCUGGUACUACGCAGAUGUCAAAAAGACGAAGCUACAGCCCUGCCUAAUGCCACCAUCUUCAAGCUUCGACGCCACUACUGCUCGUGCAUACCCAAGUGGAGGAAGAAAACAAAAAUGAGCUGAGUUCUGUUGCCAUUCGUGUACCAGGGAGAGGCCAGCAAACCAGUGAAAGCUCCAAAGCUCGCCCCAAAUUUCCAUCACCAAUUGAUGAAGAAAGAAGGGGAAGUAGCGACACAUUGAUACACGUACACAGGACUUCCAUCGAACAGGUCGUAGGCAUCUGAUCCGCUGCUUAAACAUAAAUGCAAAACGAGCAAGUGAAUCCCUAUGAGUCAUCAAGAGAAGCACCGAAGAUUCCAGUUCAAUUUCCUAUACGCCAUCAGACUUUAUCCACUUGAAAAGAGCGAGAAAAAGAUGGGAAGAGCAAUUGAUACAUGGUAGCACUCAAAAGAGCCACCGAGCCAGCCAAGAAAAAUAUUUCAAUAUUUGUAGCAGAUGACCACUCCUACUUGUAUUGAUAGAAAAGGACAAUUAGCUAAUUUAAUAUGUGGCUGAUUAAAGUUUAAUAUGUGGUUCACAUAGUGGAACCAACGAAAUGGGUAGCAUGUUGCUCAUAUUUAUGU
Rosa chinensis is the source of this 3642-nucleotide messenger RNA. RefSeq names its product G-type lectin S-receptor-like serine/threonine-protein kinase At1g11300. The record is from RefSeq and is a predicted model, not a curated record. The transcript has 8 exons. Gene Ontology annotation, molecular function: protein kinase activity; ATP binding. NCBI's taxonomy places the organism in Eukaryota, Viridiplantae, Streptophyta, Magnoliopsida, Rosales, Rosaceae. The coding region runs from base 136 to 816 and encodes 226 amino acids. Gene Ontology annotation, biological process: protein phosphorylation.